This is a messenger RNA of Cornus florida, 4294 nucleotides long. Its product is annotated as probable carboxylesterase 2. NCBI's taxonomy places the organism in Eukaryota, Viridiplantae, Streptophyta, Magnoliopsida, Cornales, Cornaceae. The transcript is spliced from 3 exons. Bases 3052 to 4038 code for a protein of 328 amino acids. Gene Ontology annotation, molecular function: hydrolase activity. The record is from RefSeq and is a predicted model, not a curated record.
AUUAAACACCCCGAAUUAAUAAAACCAAUCAAGUUGCUCCUAAAUGACAAAAUUGCUCUUAUAAGUUAAUUGUUAAAUUAAAAAAAGUGGGGUUCUUCUUCUUCACCCCGAUCCUCCCAAACUAUCUCUCUGCAAUAUGGGUUGAUAUACUUUAAUUAGGCACCAGAUCUUAUUCUUGCUCACGAAUGCUUUCAUACCCAGCAUGGGUUCUUCUCUUGAACACUUCAAAACCAUGCUAAUCACUUGAAUAAUCAGAUUUCAGCUUCCGAGCCUCGAGUUUUCUGAUCUGGGUACGUCAAAUUCCUCUGUUUUUUCUUUCAUUUUCUUGUACUUUCUUUUCUAAUGUGAAGCAUUUUCCUAAAAAAUUGAGGUAUUUUAUUAUUUGGGUUUUCUUGUUCUUGCUUUGUUGUUGUUUGGUUGACGAUUGAUUUGAUGGAAGAAGAUCAAGGAUCAAAGUUUGUUUGCAAAGUUUGUAACAAGAGGUUCUUCAGUGGAAAGUCUUUGGGAGGUCACAUGAGGGGUCAUGUAGCUAUGAUUUCAACUAAAAAAAUGUGAAACUCGCAGAGAAAUCAAUAUGGGUAGUGAAGGUUUUGGUCACACUGGUUAUGGCUUAAGAGAAAACCCCAAGAAGGUUUGAAAGGUUUCAUAUUCAAACACUAGUGAUUUCAAGCAAGAAAACUAAUUGUUGAUGGUGUUGGGUCUGGUUCGGGUGUUGGGUGGUGGGAGUUGAGUUGGAUUUAAUACAAAAUGGGAAAGCAAAUUGGAGUGGGAAGUGACCAUUUGAACAGAAAUUGCAGCAAUUUAACAAGGAAAAAAAAUGCGUGAUGGGUCUGGUUUUAGAGUAAGAGGGGCGAAGAGGAAGAAAGGUAGAAAUUGCAGCAACUUUACAGCUUUAGAUUACACACGCCACCUUCAUUAACUUCCCGCAUCAAGUUUUCUCUGCUAUCAACCUUUUCGUCCGCCGGAGAGACACUCCCGGCAAACACCACCGGCGACAUCACCAUCUUUGCCUCGCUGCCUCUCUCUCCCCUCUAGAGUGUAUAUAUAUAUAUAUGUAAGUAGUGUAAAAUCAAAGAGAGAAGGAAUAUCUAGAGUGUAUAUAUAUUAUUGUAAUUUUACAAUUAAUUUAUAAGGGCAAUUUUGUCAUUUGGGAGUAACUUGAUGGUUGUUGUUAGUUCAGGUGUUUAAUUUUAAUGCAGCGGGGUUAUGUUAUUUUUCUCAUAUAUAUAUAUAAAUUGUAAUCCACACAAUCUAGAUUAAAAUGAAGUGGAUGCAAAAUUAUUAGACACUUAUCAUUAAUGCACAUUUUAUUAUGAUGGAAUUGUUAGGUAUCGUAUAGUACCGCAGUCCAACGGGCGAUAUGGGGACCGACUACUAAAGAAUGGGCUAAGUUUUUUGUGGCACCGCAAGAUCGUUGUGACCUAUACUCUCGGUGCGGAGUGUCAGCCAUAUGCAACUCUUACAAUGCCAUGGAGUGCACCUGUUUGCCUGGGUUCGAACCCUAAUGAUUGGUUCAUAAGGUGUGUGGAGAAGGAGAAGAGGUAGGCGUGGGAAGGGUGGUGGUGAAAGAUUUAUAAAACUAGGAAAUGUGAAAAUUCUAGAGGCUAGAAUAUCAUAAUUGUAUAAGAACGUGAGCUUACAAGAAUGUGAAAAGGAGUGCUUGAACAAGUUUAACUACACGGGGAAUGCUAGUGCCGAUAUCAAUGUUGGGGAACGCGGUUGCUAUGCAUGUUUUGGUGAGCUAAAUGAUAUUCGACAGUACAAUCAAAAUGAAACGAACAAGAUUUUUACCUCCACUUGAGCUUGUAAGCAGCAGAAGACGGGAAGAGGAAGACGCCCCAGAAAACUAGAGCAUAGGACUAUGGAGGUAUGGCAUUUAUCAUUGAGCUCGGAAGGCUCCAAUCACAAGCCACACGACCUCGAAGUUGUACAAUCAAUGUGGUGAACAGUAGAGAGCUUGCACCGAACACAGUCUUCAAUCUGCUUGCAAAGCUCCUCCACUGUCAAGCGCUUCCAAUUAAAUGUCCUAUUGUUCCUUUCUCUCCAAAGAUACAUAACCUCAAGCAGAAGCAAAAAUAUCGAGAAAUAUUACUUUUGGACUCCACAACUAAUUUGACAAUCAAUAAUUCCCCAAGUCCAAAUAACCAUGAACGGGGUGGGAUGGUAGAAUUGAAAUUCUAUGAUCUACAAACUAUAGCAGCAGCAACGGAUAAUUUGUCUCGCUAGAAAACUUGGAGAAGGAGGUUUUGGGCCGGUUUAUAAGGUAAUCAAUCUUUCACCAAGUACUAAUUAAGAUUUAUGUGGUUCUUUGAUCAGCAAAUAUCAGGUGAAGUAAUAAUAAAGCAAAAAUCAAAACCAAAAGCCAAAUGAGUUUGGGUAAAUUGAGUUCGAUUUAUAAUUUUCAUAUUCAUAUCCCCUGUAAAUUUAGGUUCCUUCCCAGACUUAGAAAUGUUUGUUUUGGAGCAGAGCUUUCCACUUAGCUUAAAUUACAAAAUGUUAUCUUUGUACUUCUAAAGUAAAAUCAAUUAUAUAGCCCAAAAUAUCUCUUUCCCCUCUUUUUCAACCUGCACCUUCAACCUCAAUUUUGGUUCCUUCAAUCCCCCGUUUUGCGCGGAUCCCUUUCGACUAAAAUUUUCGAAAGUAAUGAUACAAAAAUAUUGAUGCAUGUUUGUUGCAAUUUCAAUGAAAAGAGUCUAUACAGAUUUAAUAAAAUUUCAAUCUACAUUUAUAUCAUUUUCAUUUGAAAAGUAAUGUGGAUCAUGGUUCGUGGAAUCUACCAUAAUCCUUUUCGUACCGGUACUUCUCAAUAACCCGAAUUCAUUACACCUUUGUGAUGGCAAACGUACUUUGGUGUGAACUUGGAGUUUGCGGGUCAAAUUUAUCUAGAAUCGUGAGACUAAGAACUAAAGAUACGGGUCAAAUUUGUUAUUAGUAUAAAAUUAUAAAUCACGUGACAUGAAAAUGGCCCUACUCAUCCCAUCUGUGUAUAAGAAACGAUGAGGAUCAGUAAACAUUUAACAAACCUCUUGAUUCCUCACCCUCUCUUUCUCCAUGGACUCCGACAACAAUGAAGUAGCCUACGAGGUCCUCCCGCUUCUCCGGGUAUACAAAGAUGGCCGUGUUGAAAGACUUAUGGGCACUACAUAUUCUCCGGCAUCCACCGAUCCUAUAACCGGCGUUUCCUCAAAAGACCUAACAAUCGUCCAGGAGACCGGUGUCUCUGUUCGCCUCUACCUCCCAAACCUCACUACCACCACCACCACCAACCAAAAGCUCCCUGUCCUAAUAUACUUCCACGGCGGCGGUUUCUGCUUGUCAAAACCCUCCACUACGCACUACCACAUCUACCUCAACAAGCUCGUGGCCGAAGCUCAGGUGGUGGCAGUUUCAGUGGACUACAGAAGGCCACCUGAAGACCCUCUUCCCACUGCAUAUGAGGACUCAUGGGCUGCACUACAGUGGGUGGUUUCCCACCGGGAUGGUGACGGACCGGAGGAUUGGUUGAACCUCCAUGCAGACUUGGGAAGACUUUUCUUAGCCGGUGUGAGUGCCGGUGCGAACAUAGCUCAUAAUGUGGCAAUGAUGGCUGGAGGUGUCGGGUCCGGGUCCGGGUCGAAAGCCGGAAUUCUUGGUGUGGCCUUGGUUCAUCCUCACUUCUGGGGGUCGACUCCUAUCGGGUCGGAGGCAUUGCAUCCGGCUAAAGAUGCAACGUCUCGGUUGUGGCCAUUCGUGUGCCCAUCAUCACCAGAUAACGAUGACCCGCGGAAUAACCCGGUGGCGGAAGGUGCCCCGAGCUUGAUGGGGUUGGGGUGUAGGAGGGUGCUGGUGUGUGUGGCUGAGAAGGAUUUGUUGAGGGAUAGAGGAUGGGUGUAUUAUGAGGCGUUGGGUCGGAGCGGGUGGAUGGGUGUGGUUGAGAUCCAAGAGACAGAAGGAGAGGACCAUGCAUUUCAUCUGCAAAAUUUGGAGUGCGAGAAAACAGCAGAGUUAAUCAGACGGUUAGCAGCAUUCUUCAACACCGACAUGCCUCAUUUGCUUUGAUAUCCGUGUGUGUGUGUGUGUGUCAACUGGCAGUCUAGCGAUGCCUGAGACAUUAUGUCACAUGACAUGUUUGAUUCAAUAAAUUUGGGCUUAUUCAGUUGCAAAAAUGGGUCCAAAUAGUAUAGAUUUGAAUAUAAAUCAGAAGUUAUCUCCUCAAUUAUGUACUCUUAUACUAUGGUACUUGUAAUAUAGUCAUUUUGGGCAAGUAACAUAGUCAUUUUGGGCAAGUAACAUAGUCAUUUUGGGCUAAACAGAG